CAUUCGUAAACCGUGGUUCACAAGUUCGCUACAUUUCGUACUUCGUACUCGUCGCUCAUCUGUCGUUCCGGUUCCAAGUAGUUGGCAACUGUUCCUACCAUAGACGCGCACCUCACGUCAGUCCUACCGGUCACGAAUCGGUCACAAAUAAUUUUCGUUGAACGAAGACCGUGUGUGCAGCUCCGUCCACCGUACUCAGUACCAUCACCAAACGUCUGUUAAGCAUCAGCCUGACUUCAAAAAUGCCCGUCAAAGUAGGAGAUGCCGUACCCAGCAUAGACUUGUAUGAAAACACACCUGCCACAAAAGUUAACAUUUCAGAAUUGUGCUGUGGAAAAACUGUUGUACUUUUCGCUGUUCCUGGAGCAUUCACUCCAGGCUGCUCAAAGACACAUUUACCCGGCUAUGUAAACACUGCUGACGACCUGAAAUGUAAAGGUGUAGAUGAGAUUGUCUGUGUUUCUGUGAAUGAUGCGUUUGUCAUGGCAGCUUGGGCUCAAGAUCAAAAAGCUGAGGGAAAAGUGCGUUUAUUAGCUGAUCCCAAUGCAGAACUCACAAAGGCUUUUGAUUUGGCUAUUGAUUUGCCACCAUUGGGUGGCACUCGUUCCAAGAGGUACUCAAUGUUAAUCAAAAAUGGUAAAGUGGAACAAUUAAAUGUUGAGCCAGAUAAUACUGGGUUGUCUUGUUCAUUAGCUAACAAAAUUGUUUUGUAAUCUUCUCAUUAUUUUAUUUUAUACAUUUAUUUUUAUGAAUCAUUUACUACAUAUAGUGCUUUAACAAGAUAAAUACUAAUUAUUUCGGUGCAAAAAUUAUAGAUUUAUAUUCUUUAAAAUUCAAA
Myzus persicae (green peach aphid) is the source of this 838-nucleotide messenger RNA. RefSeq names its product peroxiredoxin-5, mitochondrial (gene Prx5). Bases 243 to 713 code for a protein of 156 amino acids. The record is from RefSeq and is a predicted model, not a curated record. The transcript has 5 exons. Gene Ontology annotation, biological process: cellular response to oxidative stress; cell redox homeostasis; hydrogen peroxide catabolic process. Gene Ontology annotation, cellular component: cytoplasm; mitochondrion; peroxisome. Lineage: Eukaryota; Metazoa; Arthropoda; Insecta; Hemiptera; Aphididae. Gene Ontology annotation, molecular function: thioredoxin peroxidase activity.